CCCGUCAUGUCGGGGAGGUGACACGGCGUCGUGCGGGCGGCCAGCCGCGCUCGGUCCGGCCGAGUUUUACAGAGGCGGCUAAAGCUAGCCUGCUAGCCGCGCGGCAUCUGCCGAGUAUCGGGUGCCAUAGCAACGCCGACGGGCUCUCGGGCAACAUUAUCGCGCUUUAGUUCGCCACGGCGAAAAUACCGAGCAGGCAUCUGGUGUGAGAAUGAAUGCUGACGAUUGCAAUGGCCGUUCUUACAUGUCAGGCAAUGGAGAUUCUUCGACAGAACGUGAGUUUUUUGCAGGGCUAAGAGGACCUACAGUGAGCACUCCUAACAGUCAGCACUCUUCCCCCAGUCGCUCCCUCAGUGCUAAUUCCAUCAAGGUAGAGCUCUACAGUGAUGAAGAAGCAGGAGGCGCUCCACUUACAGAGAGGAGAAGAGGAGAACGGGAUGAGGGAUGGAAGGAUGAUAAAGGAGACGUGCCUGAAGAGGGGGGAGUGGAGAUGGGUGGAAGGGUUCGAGGUCAGGGAGGAAGCAGCUGUGGGGAGAUGGGCAGCCCUGAGCCUGCUUCACCUGGACCUAUUCGGCUGCCCAAUGGAAAACUGAAGUGUGACAUAUGUGGAAUGAUCUGCAUUGGUCCUAAUGUUCUGAUGGUACACAAACGCAGCCAUACAGGUGAGCGGCCAUUCCAGUGUAACCAAUGUGGAGCAUCCUUCACACAGAAGGGUAACUUAUUGCGUCACAUCAAGCUCCACUCUGGUGAAAAGCCUUUCAAAUGCCCGUUCUGUAACUACGCCUGCCGUCGCCGUGACGCACUCACAGGUCACCUCCGCACCCACUCUGUUUCCUCUCCGACUGUGGGAAAGCCCUAUAAGUGCAGUUACUGUGGCCGUAGCUACAAGCAGCAGAGCACACUGGAGGAACAUCGAGAGCGAUGCCACAGCUACCUUCAGAGUCUGGACCAUCAGCCUGCACACAGCACCCAAUCCACACAGGGUGAGGAGUCUCGCAAUAUGGACGUGAUUCCUGACCCUCUGGUCCAUCCCUCCUCAGAAAAAAUGACCUUCAUUGAACGGGUGGCUAACAGCAUUACUAAAAGGAAGCGGUCAACACCUCAGAAGUUUCUAGGGGAAAAGCACAUGCGGCUGAACAUUUCUGAUGCACCUUAUGUACUCAGCUCCAGCCCUGAAAAGGAGCGGGACGUGCUGGGUUCACACGCCGGAGGCGACCCCGCUGCUUUAGUAGGCGUAGGAAGCCGCUAUCUCCGUGGACCCCGUGGUGGAGGUGGAGAAAGAGGAGGAGGUGAAGACAUGGAUUCACCGUGCGCCAUGCGUCUGCCUCCCCCUCACCCAGCCUGCAUGUCCGAGUUCACCCCCGUCAUCAGCUCAGCCUACCCCCACAUCACACCCCUGGGCCAGCGCCUAAACUGCGGGGGGGGCAUAUCUAUGGGCCUAGCUGGACGGGAGGCGGGCGAGGGCCAUGAAGACAUGCCCUCAGGCCGCAGCCAUGCCACCUCGCCCAGCAACGGCUGCCAGGACUCCACAGACAACGAGAGCAUGGCAGAGGAGCAGUGCAUUGUGGCCAGUGUCCCGCCUGGCAGCUCCAACCACCGCGGGCGAGAGAGGCACAGCCCCAGUCACGCCAAAGAAACAGACCUUGAUGUAGAGAGGGAGAGGGGCGUCCCUGGGGCCCUGUCGACGGUCCCAGCUAAAGGAAGCCCACGGUCUCCGCCCACCUCCAGGGAGACCAUGCAGGUGGUGGACGGAGAGGGCCGGCCGGUGCGCUCCUUCCGUUGCGAGCACUGCCGCAUCUUCUUCCUGGACCAUGUCAUGUUCACUAUCCACAUGGGUUGCCACGGCUUCCGCCAGCCCUUCGAGUGCAACAUAUGUGGCCACCGAAGCCAGGACCGCUACGAGUUCUCCUCGCACAUCGUCCGUGGGGAGCACCAGGUGGGCUGAGAAGGGGUUAAAGGGCUGGUCUGUGGGUGGGACGGGUUUUUCAGAAGAGGGAGGAGGGUACUGACAGAGAGACGUAUGCUGCUUUUGAGAUGACACGGAGUCCAGUUUGGUCUGCACCAGAGUUGGGGGGGGCAGGACAAAUGAGCACUUGCUUUUACUGUUAAGUGAACACCAUGCUUUCCUUUUGAAGGCUAACUGGCAUAGGCGCAAACUGAAGAUGCUGGAGGGGUGGGGCUUGGCCUGGUGCAAUGGAGAGAGAUUAGAUUAGAACAGAGGGAGUAGAUCGUACCACCUGAUUGCACUCCCAAAUCAAUUUAUUUGGCAAGACGAAGCUGUUUUGCUUUAGAAGUGCCUUUCUUCAGUGGGGUUUACCUAUUCUUGGUUUGUUAGAGAAACUUGGUGCUUGAGCAUGCUGCAGUAGGAGGCAGGGCCGGUGAAAUCUUGCCAGCAGCAUUUCCACACAGUCUGUGUGUUAGAGGUUGUGAGUGUGUGAGAAUGUGUGCGAGACAGUGACUGUCAAAAAAAACAAAAAAACGCUUGCUGCUGAGUGAGAUCCACAGCUCAAGUAUACUCAGAAGCUUAUUGUUUGGACUCCUUUUGCAGUAGUUCUUAGCGGCUGUGGAGUUUAGUGGACUCAGGGAGGACGCAGGGGAACUAAAGGAGAAACGUAAAGCAGCAACAUGAGCUGCAGGCCUCUUUAGGGCUCGGAGAAAGAGGAGAUCUGUAUGUUAGCCAUACAAACGGAGCACACACACGUAUUGCCUUAAUUAGUUGCUUUAUAUCAACCCUGUAUUAGCUAGUUGUUGAAUUGCAUGCCAUUUAAUACUGGUGAUUACUGGAGGCACAAUACAACAUUUUGCCAAUUGCCUAACCGUGGCAGACUGAAGUCAAGGAGGAUUAAGAAUUAGGUCAAGCCUUGGAUAAUUGUAUAUUUUAUUUCUUCUAAAAACAGUGUAUGCUAAAUGUCUUAUUUAAGUGGAAAUUAACUUGAAAUAUUUUGCCUUAGUUUUUGAGUGUACAGCAGCAGGUAACCUUUGUCCAGGUCAAAUUCUUGGACUUGCUGGUUUCCUUGUGCCUCAGAUCUUGAUUGUUGUUUUUAAUCUAGAUAGACCUCACCUCAGUGGCGAUGAAGUUUGUUGAAAAAAAAAAAUCUUCAGGACUACAGAGGUUUCUGUAUCAUUUUUGCAGUCCCCCCUUAUAUCCAGCCUGUACAAUGAAGUUGUUGAAUAUGAAAUGAUCGCCUAGCUUCGGUUAACAAAAGGUACAUCGACUCUGUUCUAGAGUUGAUCAAAACUGGGCUAAACGUUGUGUACUAGGCAGUUGCAAACUGGUGUAGUGAAGCACUGAACAGUGAAAGGAGCCUUAAUGUGCUGGUGCAGAUCAAACACAGACCCAUAUCACAUUCUGUGACUCUGACGAACGAUGAGGAGGGGGUUGUUACCUCGGAGGAGGUUUGCACUUUUCUAACUCUGCUUAAAUGUGAGUGUUUUGCUGGGGCUGUCGGGUGGGCUCUAGGGGGCGGGGCUGUUACUAAAAGGCUUUAGGGGAUCCUACAGUACUCACUGGUGACUGAGCUUUGGAACAUAUUCUUUUGUUUUCUGAAAUUGCUCUAUUGCACUGAUUUCUGAUAAAAUGCUAUUUAGGGAAAAUAAGUAACAAUUUGAUACGAGAAUAUGUAGGUUAUAAAGACCAGAUAAACAGUGUGUUGUUUUUAAAGUUCUAUAAAUACUAUUUUCCUAAUGAAAGGGGUCAUUGUCACAGGUUUCAGACGAGAAAACUUCUCCUUGUGUUGUAAAAUUGGUGCUUGGUUGUUUGUGUGGCUUCUGCCCUUGAUAUUGGACUUAACUUGUAUCCUGUACGCUUGUCCUGUGUGAACGUCACGUACGAGUUCAUGUAUCAAGGUACACCUAACCCCCCCCCCCUCCAACAACUAUGGAUUGCUGCUUGAGUUGAGGGAAAAGAGUGGAUUCGUUGUUGCAGAAUUGUGUACCGUCCUGCCAAGAUAUUGUGGCCUGUAAGUCCUCUCUUGCACAAUUUGAAACGAAUACGGCAGAAAACUAAAGCACCAAUGUUCGAAUUUUGAAAAUAUCAAAGAUUUUUUUUAAGUUUGUUUGUUACCACCUUUUCUAAAGUGGAAAGUGCUUAAGGAUACUUUGAUAUUGUAGCAUGUUUGUCACUCAGCCUUUGUGAAGGUGGUCAGCUAUCUCCCAAACCUGCUUACUUGUGAACCACUGAUCUAGUGUUAUACCUAUCGCUAGCUGAAAUGCAUCUGGUAACCUCUUAAGAUGUGCAUUUGGCUUCACGGCCAACAGUGUGAAUGAUUUCAGAGGAAGACUAUAAACGAGACCAAAACCAGUAUUUCCUUUUCAAUGCUAAGUCAAUAGCUUUGCACCCUUCAUAGCUGAAGAAAGUUCACUCUUCUUCUACCGUAGACAUAACAAAUUUACUUGAAGUUAUUUAAAAAAAAAAAUCAAAUAUAUAUAAUACUUAAUGAUGCACUUAAUGGUUGAAAUGAAAUUAUGUAAAUAAUUAUAUGGUAUGUAUGACUGAGAAGGUAGCAUGUUUGCUUAUUUGUUUGCUGGAAAUCUGGAACUGUUCAGCUUGUAAAAUAUUAGCUGCAAAUUUUCCCUAUUUCCUCCACCCCAACCUCACUGUUUUCUCCCCAAAGUUUGUUUCCCUGAACCCCGUGUGUGAUGAACUUAAAUUAAUAUUUUUAAAUGAACUGUGAAGUGACCAUAACAAGCAGCAAGAGAGACCGAGAGGUUUUGGUGAGGCAGGGAAUGAAUUCCCUUUCAUACUUACAGGCUUUCUCCUGGGUUCAAUGUUUGUAAAGGCUUUGUGAGAAAAAAAUAUGUAUAUGACAAAGAAAAAACUCUUUACCUCAAAUUUGUUCAAAUAUGAAAAACUGCCUCAUGUUCUUUAAAAAGGUGUGUUGGUUUCAAGAGGUAUUGUUUAUUUGAGUUUGUUUUUAAGGAGUGUAACCCAACAUUCAGUUGAAGUACUUUUUCAUGUCCAAUAAAGUAAUAUUUGUCGUA
Molecule: messenger RNA, 4980 nt
Organism: Pygocentrus nattereri (red-bellied piranha)
Lineage: Eukaryota; Metazoa; Chordata; Actinopteri; Characiformes; Serrasalmidae
Gene: ikzf4
Product: IKAROS family zinc finger 4
Exons: 8
Coding region: 212-1945 (577 amino acids)
Biological process (GO): regulation of transcription by RNA polymerase II
Molecular function (GO): RNA polymerase II cis-regulatory region sequence-specific DNA binding; DNA-binding transcription factor activity
Source: RefSeq, a predicted model, not a curated record